Molecule: messenger RNA, 2790 nt
Organism: Anolis sagrei ordinatus
Lineage: Eukaryota; Metazoa; Chordata; Lepidosauria; Squamata; Anolidae
Gene: MALT1
Product: MALT1 paracaspase
Biological process (GO): T cell receptor signaling pathway; proteolysis; innate immune response
Molecular function (GO): cysteine-type endopeptidase activity
Source: RefSeq, a predicted model, not a curated record
GCCAAGCGACCCCGCCUCCAGUCCCGCCCGGCCGGGGGAGUUUCUCUCGCCCGCCCUUCCUUUCGGUUUCCAUGCAAACUCUUGGCUUCCGAUGUAGCUCUGCUGCGCCGGGAGGCCGCAAAGGAUGGCCGGGUCGGGACCGGGACCGGGACCUGCCUCCUCUUCCUCCUCUUCCUCUUGCUCCAACUCUCUGCCGCUGCAGCGCCUGCCGGGGCCCCUCCUGACUUUGCUCAGCGACUCGCUGGACCGGGCGCCGCCGGGCAAAGGCUGGAGGGAGCUGGCCCAAGUCGCCAGCAGCCAAGGCGGGCCCAGGCUCAGGCUCAGCUCUCCAGAACUGGAGCAAUGCUCUCUCCAAGUAUUGGAGCCUGAAGGCAGUCCCAGCAGGGGCCUCCUUCAGCUGAUGGGCGAAAGGGGCUGCACUGUGCUGGAACUGACUGAAAUGAUGCAGGCUCUGAAACAUACUGAAGCACUUCAGUAUCUCAAUCCUCCAAGUAUAAAGAUUGUUCUAGAACCAGAAUCUCUGACAGCCAUAUCUGGUCAAAUGGUGAAGAUGAGUUGCUGGGCAGCUGGUUAUCCACUUCUUCAUUAUCAGUGGUUUAAAGGGGAUAAAAUGGUUCCACAUGGGAAUUCCCCAGAACUGAUGUUCAACCAGGUGAGCGUGGAUGACGCUGGGUUCUACAUAUGUCGAGUCAACAGUGAUUUUUCCUAUGGGUUCAGCCAAUGGGCACGGCUGGAUGUUUCUGAAGGACAAGGAGCUUGUCAUGAGGACUUGAGCUGUUUAGGAAGACCUGCAGAUCUUACAGAAGAACAGUCAACUGAAAGGCAAUCUGCUGUGGACAAAGUAGCCCUGCUGAUGGGCAACAUGAGUUAUCGCAAUCAUCCCAAGCUCAAAGCUCCAUUGGUGGAUGUUUAUGAACUAACCAACUUGCUUCGGCAGCUGGACUUCAAAGUAGUUUCCGUGCUGGAUCUUACUGAACCUGAGAUGAGGAAUGCAGUAAAUGAGUUCUUAUUGCUCCUGGACAAAGGAGUGUACGGUUUGUUAUAUUAUGCUGGCCAUGGCUAUGAAAACUAUGGAAACAGUUUCAUGGUCCCCAUCGAUGCCCCAAAUCCGUAUCGAGCUGCAAACUGUCUCUGUGUGCAAAACAUUCUCAGACGGAUGCAAGAAAAGCAAACCGGUCUCAAUGUGUUUUUACUGGAUAUGUGUAGAAAAAGGAAUGAGUACGACAAUACCAUCCUCAUCCUGGAUGCUUUGAAGGUUACAGCUAACAUUGUCUUUGGAUAUGCCACAUGCCAAGGAGCAGAAGCAUUUGAAAUUCAGCAGUCUGGAUUAUCCAAUGGGAUUUUUGUGAAGUUUUUGAAGGAACGUUUAUUGGAGGACAAGAAGAUUACGGUUCUUCUUGAUGGUGUGGCAGAAGAUAUGGGCAAGUGUCACCUUACCAAAGGCAAGCAGGCUUUGGAGAUUCGCAGCAGUUUAUCUGAGAAGAGGGCAUUAACUGAUCCUAUUCAGCAAACCGUAACCUCAGCAGAGGCAUUGGCACGGAAUCUGCAGUGGGCAAAAGCACAUGAACUUCCUGAAAGUAUGUGCCUUCAGUUUAAUUGCGGUGUCCAAAUUCAGCUGGGUUUUGCUGCAGAAUUCUCCAAUGUGAUGAUUGUCUACACAAGGAUAAUUAAGAAACCACCUGAAAUUACAGUGUGCAAUGCAUAUGUGACAGAUUUUCCUCUUGAUUUGGAUGUGGAUCCUAAAGAGGCAAAUAAAGGAACUCCUGAAGAAACUGGCAGCUAUUUGCUUUCAAAAGACUUACCCAAACAUUGUCUCUAUACUAGAAUAUGUUCCCUACAAAAGCUAAAGGAAGACUUAACCUUCACAGUUUACCUCCACUAUGAAUAUGAUGGAGUAGAUGAAGUUGUGGACGAAAGGAAAGUGGUAAACAUUGGCAAACCACUCAUUGCUAAAUUACGCAUUCAUCAAGGAUUCGGGAAGAAUAGCUGUUUCCAGCACUGUUGUGCACCUAACAGGCCUUGUUUUACCCAGUCAUCCGAUGCCCCGCCAGCUGUAUAUCAUCCUUCUCGCCCAAAUCAUCAUCCACAUUCCUAUGCAGGCUUUCCCCAACCAAACUCUGCUCACCCAGAAGACAUUUUGCAUCCAGCGAUGUGCCACAGUGAUAUGACUCCAAAUAGAUUGAUGGCAUGGCAGACAACAUGGCCAUAUUCAUUUAGUUCAAACCAAGGCAAUAUGCCUGUGGAAACAACAGAUGAACUGGAAUCUGAUUUCUCAGAAAAAUUCAGACUGUCUUAACAGUAGCCAUAUUCUUUACAUGACCAUUUGUUGGUGACAUUACUCAGGUAGACCCUUGCAAUGCUGCUUGUGUGUUUUAGGAUUUGGAAGGAGAGCACUGCUUCCAGUAGAGAACAUUGGUGUGAAUCCAAACUAAAUUUGGUCACAUGGAGUUAUCCACUGAAAUUAAGCUUGUCUAGACCUAUCCCAUAGGAAGUACAGACCUGUCUGUACUUUUAAAGAUGGAAACUGGUGAAAUGUAUUGCUUCAUUCCCAGAUUUGCCCAUAUUGAAAGCCAGGAGUAAGAAAACUACAAGUCACAUGUGGAUGCAGUAACAGGAAUAAUUUGGUUUAGGCAGUUUGUUGCUUAUCCUCAAAUCUAUCAAUGGGCCAGUAACAUUCAGAGGAUAAUGAGGGGUAACCGAUGUUGACAGAAAGUUGAUGGUGACAAAUAAAUGAAAUGAGCCUAUUUGGCAUCUGCUGGUGACAUUUGGAAAUAUGAUGUUGGGAAGAGU